This is a messenger RNA of Penicillium longicatenatum, 810 nucleotides long. RefSeq lists its product as uncharacterized. The transcript has a single exon. The record is from RefSeq and is a predicted model, not a curated record. Bases 1 to 810 code for a protein of 269 amino acids. Lineage: Eukaryota; Fungi; Ascomycota; Eurotiomycetes; Eurotiales; Aspergillaceae.
AUGUUUGAGGACUUCUCCUUUUCUUCGCCCUCCUCACGGCCUACCCGGUUAGCGCUUAAUACAGAAGACCGCCUCAUGAUAGACGGCGACAGCAAUCUGAUCUCACCACUUUCAUCUCGCUGCCCGUCGCCGACAUCGCACCGCUUCCGCACACUCUCUCGAUCCCGGUCUUCAUACUUUCGAUCCCAACAACAACCACCGACAUCUGUGCCCUUCCCUUACGAAUCAAAGCGUCUAUCCAUCGCAACAUUGACACAAAAACUUCACGAACAUACCCUCCAAACACCAAAUGGCGAGUCCUUCCCGGACCGGACUCGGUUCAAUGAUGGACCCCGACGAUCCGGCCAGUACGCUGGUUACGUCCUGACACCACCAGACACAGACCACGACGACGAUGGUCUCCUCUCCUCGCCAUCAUUAUGCUCAAACCCAAGUCCUACCUCUAUCCCCCCAGAUUUUCCUCCGCUAGACGGUCCAGACUACCCACAUCCACAGCCAGACCUCCUCAGCAUCCGCAGCCAACGGCAGCAGAUCUCCCAGUUGCAAUGUAACCAGGGAGAUAUCGAUUCUGUCCGCCGCGCAACCGAUGAUGCAUUCGGCUCUAUUCCUUGUGAAGACGAAUGCCACCCCAGCUCUUUACCGCCACGUCCCUCGCCACGACGGCGAGCUCUCACGCAGCACCGUAGUAGAUUUGGGCCUGCGGAGUCGCUGGAGGCACGGGGGAGACGGAAGAGUAGCUCGGGUGCUAUACAUUCACAUCGGAUUGAAAAGAGUCAUUAUCCUUCUUCUGCGGGGGAGGGAUGCGUCUAA